CGCCCGCGCUUCUCUGCGGUAUCUUCGCGGGGUUGCCGCCCGCCUUUGGCUUCGUGGUCUCCGCCUCCGGGACCCGGAAACUCGGCUGGAGGCGCCGGAGCUCACCUCUGCCCCGACGGGACGGAGCCGAGCGGCCGCAGGUGUCCGAGCGGCGGUGAUAGUGAUGACAAGUGUAAUUGUAAACAUCUGAAGAGGUUUCCCGGAUGUGGAGCAUAGUUUUUUCAAAACCACAUUUGUACAGUGCAGCACUUGUUGAAAAAUGUUUGGAAGAUUGACUCUUCCGCAGCUGCUUUUUGCUAGCAUUCUUGGAAUUGCUGGAGGAAUAUACAUUUAUCAACCAAUAUUUGAACAGUUUUCCAAAGAUCAGAAGGAAUUAAAAGAAAAGUUGAAAUUGGCACAAGAAUCAGAAGAGAAGAAAAGUUAAUACUAUGUAGAGUUGAACUGUAAUUGCUUAAAGUUCCACUGAAAUUGUACACUAACUACAAAUAAUCUAGUAAAAACUUUUCAAAUGUAUUUUAUAUGUAAAUAAAUCAUUUUAAAACUAGCAUGUCAGUUUUAUUGUUUACUGUACUUUUGCCAUUUUAUAUCUUCACUAGGACAGAUUAGUAAUUUCCUUUUUUUUAGCAAAAAAAAUUACAAAGAUUAGUUACUUAGAUUUAGAUUAGUCAUUUCUUAGCAAAGAUGAAUGUCUUAAGGAGUGUUUUGUUUCCUAGUUGCAGUUUAUUUUUCUGGGACUGCAGCAUAUACAGUGUCAUGGAAUGAUAGUCUAGACUGUGUUUAUAAAAUAGCUGGGAAUGGUGUUUACACUAGUUUGCGGAUGAAGUGAACCAAAUUGACCACCUCAGGCAGAAUGCCCCUCAAGUAACCUACAAUUAGCCUAGUUUAAUAUAUGUCACCAGCCCUCCAACCCCACCCCUUUCUCAUCCCAGGCAGAAUGGAGGGGAAAUUGAGAAUUGGGGUGGUUCAGAUCAAAUUGCGGUUUUAGAGAAUUAGAUGGUAUUAUUUAGAGGAGCAAACAAGACACAGAUCUUUGUUUAGCCCACUAAGCAACUUUGCAUUAAUAAUGAUGGUAAGGGAAGAGUGGAUUUAUUAUAAAGCUGUUAUUCAUAUAGUUAAAGGGUUUUUGCAGUUGCUAGGAAUUGAUAAUUAUUUGCUACUCUAAUUGUCUUAAGCUUGUAUUUUCAUUAACUAUAACUAUAAUCACAUACAUGCAAAAUGCUAUAUUUAAAUCAAGUUAUUUUUAUUAUUGAUAUAUUCCUUGAAAAGUAAAUUCAUUAUAACCUAAUCUAUCUAUGUUGAAUGGAGACCAGCAUGGGUAAUUUUUUUUUAAUCAAAAAAUUAGAGAAAUAGUAUAUGUUCAUGAACAAAGUGAAAAGUGAGAAAUUAUAUAUUGCUUUAAUCAUCACCUUCAACAGUUUAGUGUGAACUUUCACACUUGUUUUCUCCUAUGUGCAUAAAUACAUAUAUAAAUAAAUUUUAAUUUAUAUACCAAGA
Manis javanica (Malayan pangolin) is the source of this 1494-nucleotide messenger RNA. The record is from RefSeq and is a predicted model, not a curated record. Lineage: Eukaryota; Metazoa; Chordata; Mammalia; Pholidota; Manidae.